This is a messenger RNA of Trichobilharzia regenti, 696 nucleotides long. Lineage: Eukaryota; Metazoa; Platyhelminthes; Trematoda; Strigeidida; Schistosomatidae. The record is from the annotation of a GenBank genome assembly.
AUGGAUUACAUAUUGCCUACACCAACAACAAGUUCGUCUUCUUCCGGUCUGCCUAGCUCGAUUAUUUUCCAUGGAAACUCAAAUCCUGAAGGGCCGUCAUCGUCGCUCAUCUCUGCACUUCUCCUUAACAUCGCUAAUGAGGCUGCUACUCGUCAGUUACGCACUGUCUUUAUUCGCAAAGAAGCAAUUUUGAAGUGUGAUUUCGUUCAUAUACAUGGAUGUAGUAGACUAGACACUUCGAAUUGGGACGAUAUUCAUUUUGUCUACCUACCAUCUGAAGAUGCAUUGAUUCGUUGGUUAUCGAGCGUUCAUAUGCAGCAAAGAUUUGCUGAUCUUAUUAUUGUUGAAGCAUUGGAUCAAUUAGUAAAAAAUAACAAGGAUUCUUCCUAUAUCAUUCGAUUAACUAAUCUCUUAGAAGAUACACGACAGUUUAUUCAUAAUACUGUAAAAGAUACUGAACAUGGUCAUAAUUGUGGACUGAUCGUUUCUACUGCUAUAAAUAAUUCCAGUGAACUGAAAAAGAUAAAUUUAGCCUCGCCUACACAUGAAUUAUUUCCAGCGCACGCUUUAGCUCGAACAUAUUUACUUCAUGAAGAAAACGAGGAUAACUGUUUCCAACUUUAUUCGAUUGAGGAUAACUGGCGGUUGAAUAUUAAGAAAAAGUAUGAUGAAGUAUUUUGGAUAGCGGAUGAUUAA